CCACUUUCUUCUUGUGACUUGAGUAGAAGAGGUUGACCACCCAUAUGUCACAUGUAUUGAUAUUUCAUGGUGAGGUUGUUUUUCCCUGUGAGAGUGGGGAGCAGCAGAGCUAGUCAUCCUUGGCUGCCCAAGAAGCAUUUCAGAGUAUGGAAAUGCAGCUGGAGGUAGAAGGGGAAGGAAAUUGUUAUGAAAACAUGCAGAAUGGAAUAAAAUUACCCUGGCUGGAAAGAAAAGCAGGUCUGAAUCUGGUCCUCUGCUAUCGAGAUGGAAAGCUAUGGCUUUAAAGAGGAUUCAAUCUCCAGAAAAGAGACUCAAGCUGGUUGCAUCUUCCAGAGAAGAUGGAUGCCGGUGCAGCUGACGACAGCCCUGCGUGUGGUGGGCACCAGCCUGUUUGCCCUGGCAGUGCUGGGUGGCAUCCUGGCAGCUUACGUGACAGGCUACCAGUUCAUCCACACAGAAAAGCACUACCUGUCUUUCGGCCUGUAUGGUGCCAUCCUGGGCCUGCACCUGCUCAUCCAGAGCCUGUUUGCCUUCCUGGAGCACCGGCGCAUGAGGCUGGCAGGCCGGCCACUGAAGCUGCCCUGCCCGCCACGGCGCUCCGUGGCACUCUGCAUUGCUGCAUACCAGGAGGACCCCGAAUACUUGCGCAAGUGCCUGCGCUCAGCCCAGCGUAUUGCCUUCCCAGACCUCAAGGUGGUCAUGGUGGUGGACGGCAAUCGCCAGGAGGACUCCUACAUGCUGGACAUCUUCCACGAGGUGCUGGGCGGCACUGAGCAAGCUGGCUUCUUUGUGUGGCGCAGCAACUUCCAUGAGGCGGGUGAGGGUGAGACGGAGGCUAGCCUGCAGGAGGGCAUGGACCGUGUGCGGGACGUGGUACAGGCCAGCACCUUCUCAUGCAUCAUGCAGAAGUGGGGAGGCAAGCGAGAGGUCAUGUACACGGCCUUCAAGGCCCUUGGCGAUUCAGUGGACUAUAUUCAGGUGUGUGACUCUGACACUGUACUGGAUCCAGCCUGCACCAUCGAGAUGCUUCGAGUCCUAGAGGAGGACCCCCAAGUAGGGGGAGUUGGGGGAGAUGUCCAAAUACUCAACAAAUAUGAUUCAUGGAUCUCCUUCCUGAGCAGUGUGCGGUACUGGAUGGCCUUCAACGUGGAGCGGGCCUGCCAGUCCUACUUCGGCUGUGUGCAGUGUAUUAGUGGGCCCUUGGGCAUGUACCGCAACAGCCUCCUGCAGCAAUUCCUUGAAGAUUGGUACCAUCAGAAGUUCCUAGGCAGCAAGUGCAGCUUUGGGGAUGACCGGCACCUCACCAACCGAGUCCUGAGCCUCGGCUACAGGACUAAGUAUACAGCACGCUCCAAGUGCCUCACAGAGACCCCCACCAAGUACCUUCGGUGGCUCAACCAGCAGACCCGCUGGAGCAAGUCUUACUUUCGGGAGUGGCUUUACAACUCUCUGUGGUUCCACAAGCAUCACCUCUGGAUGACCUACGAAUCAGUUGUCACAGGGUUCUUCCCCUUCUUCCUCAUUGCCACAGUCAUACAGCUUUUCUACCGUGGCCGCAUCUGGAACAUUCUCCUCUUCCUGCUGACAGUGCAGCUAGUGGGCAUCAUCAAGGCCACCUACGCCUGCUUCCUUCGGGGCAAUGCAGAGAUGAUCUUCAUGUCCCUCUAUUCCUUGCUCUAUAUGUCCAGCCUCCUGCCAGCCAAGAUCUUCGCCAUUGCUACCAUCAACAAGUCUGGCUGGGGCACCUCUGGGAGAAAAACCAUUGUGGUGAACUUCAUUGGCCUCAUCCCUGUGUCCAUCUGGGUGGCAGUCCUCCUGGGGGGACUUGCGUACACAGCUUAUUGCCAGGAUCUGUUCAGUGAGACGGAGCUAGCCUUCCUUGUCUCUGGGGCCAUCCUGUAUGGCUGCUACUGGGUGGCCCUCCUCAUGUUGUAUCUGGCCAUUAUCGCCCGGCGAUGUGGGAAGAAGCCAGAGCAGUAUAGCUUAGCUUUUGCUGAGGUGUGACGUACCCUCCAGCAGAGCGGGAAAAGUGCAAUGGGUUGAGGGAGGGAAGGGGAAUGGAAGAGAGAAGAUGGGUGGGAGGGAGGAGGGAAUGCUGUUUUAGUUUAAUGGUCCAAAGGACAAAUGUGAAGUGCAAAGAACGGUGACUGUAUAUGGCCUGGGGCAGUUCUGCUUAGAGAAGGCAACACUGAUUCCAGCUCAGGGGGCUGGAGGAGACAUAUUUUCAGGCUGUCUGCUGUAUGGUGGCCUCUGGGGAAGAUUCCACUUCCUGCCCCGGGAUCCAGAGGGAACUCAGAAGUGUGCUAAACCAAACAAUAAGUCCAUUCAGUGGCAACUUCUGAUAGGUUAAGUGAGCAAUGCCAGCUUGUGGGAAGGGGUUCUCUUAGCCCAUCUGAGUGCAACCAGAGGUGGUGGGAGAAUUCGAGAGAUCUGGGCCAGCUAGUACUGUAUCCCCCCUCAAUCCAAUUAUCAAUGCAAUAAGAUUGUGCCUGAGAUACAAGGCCCAGAAGCCUGAUCUCUGGGCAUCAGAAAACAGGGUCCAGGAAUGGUGCUUUAUUAUGUGGUGUACCCCAUUCCACAUCUCCACAUCCCAAGGAUAAGCCAAACUAGCAGGGAGUUAGCACUGAACUGCUUUUAAGUGUGUAUAUAUGUUAAAAAGGAGUUUGCCACAAGGAACAAAGAUUGGUGGUAGUGCUAAAGGCCAUGGGCUCUAUGGAGGCUUUAGGCUCAAUGUAUUCCACCAGGAAAUUGCUCAGACAUCUAGAUUAGCCUGUCUGUGAUCUCUGCUGGGAAGAUAAAUGUUUUGGUCAUCUACUAGAAAGAUUAAAUCUCAACACGCUUAGAAGGGAAGUGAAGACUUGGGUAUUUCAACUUGUACACUCCUAAAUUCCUCUUUCAAAUUCAGUGCUGAGUCCUAAGUUAGCCUCCUCAUUUGGCUUUCUUUAAGGUGAUUUAGUCACAUCUUCCGCCCUUCACCUCAUCGGGUAAGUUUUUCAAGGUGGCAAGUGAGGCAGAGCCUGGACUCUCGAUCACAAGGUACCUCUGUAAUAGGCAAGCCUGCCCUCAGCAUAUGGGGGAAAAACUAUUAAGAGCCUCUGACCAAGGCUACCAUCUUGGAACUGCUUAGGACAAAUUCCUUGGCAGCUGGGUAGCAUGCCAAGCUACAAUCCUUGACAGUCUAAUGGGAAGUUUUCAGUGUUCCCUAAGUGAACCCUGAAAUCCAAGCUGGUCAUCUUUGAGACUGUCCAUUCUUCUCAGUGGCUUCUUAAAGGAAUUCUUACAGCCAAGCUGUGAACAGUCACUACUGGACUUGCUUGCUUCUUUCCAGAAACCAAACUAGAAGAUGGAAUUGGUUCCUAAAUCCUAAGGUUCCUGCUUUCUCUCAGGCCUGUUGGGGCUGUUUUAUUUCCCUCUGCUUUUGGUGGGGAACAAGUGGAGGACAUUUUCUAGGUAUCUGUAAUCCAUAGACUGUUCUCAGCUCUUGGGUUUGAAACCUGGGACCUUGACUAAGCCCCUGACUUAAGGGGUGCUUGCUCGUGCGUGCUCUCUUUCCAAACGUCCCUUCUCAAGAGGAGGUCCAGCUAACCCCUCAGAACCAGCACUAAGGUAGAGGAGUUGAGGGGCAAGCCUCUAGUAUGCCCAGGUGCUUCCUACAAAGGAACACAGUGUGCUCUGAGCCACAGAUUGGUAAACUCUGGUGCUUUCAUUUCCUUCAUCUCCCAUGAACUCAAGGGUUUUCCAAGUGCGGCUAACAUUGCUGCAUCCCGCAGACCUCGAGCUCCUGAUAAGACUGCUGGUUGAUGUCGGGCCGAAUCCAUGAAGGCUGGGAAGAGCAGCUGACAUUUAUAAAGGCGGUUGUCCCACACUUCUGUGUUUUUGCUGGCCAAGUAGUAAACUAGUGUGAGCACUACACUGGAAGAAAUUCGGUCAGCCAACCGCAGAGCUCAGACCUCACUAAGGGCUUGUUUUUCUUCAGCUGUUACUUGAAAGUUAAUACAGGAUGGACUCCCAGAUGGAAAACUCAUGGCUGUCCUACCAUCAGCUCUGCCUUGCACUGUGGUUAUCAUCUUUCCUCAGAUCAAGAGCAGGCAGGUACAAGUAGUGGGCUCACAACGUUUGACCUCGACUGGUUUUUGUAAGUUAUUUUGUACAUUUUUCAGCAAUGAAACCAAACUGGGUCUUCAGCUUUAUCCCCGUUUCUUGCAAGGGAAGAGCCUUUAUAAAAUUGGACACAUUUUGGUUUUUCCUCAUUGAGAAUUUUAACUGUCUUUUGUAUUAUUUCUAUGAUAAUUUGUAAACAUAUUUAUUUUUACCUGCUUUUUCUUUUUUAACUUUUCAGGUCAAAUUUUUUAUACUGCACUUAUUUGUCAAAAUAA
Molecule: messenger RNA, 4376 nt
Organism: Hipposideros armiger (great roundleaf bat)
Lineage: Eukaryota; Metazoa; Chordata; Mammalia; Chiroptera; Hipposideridae
Gene: HAS3
Product: hyaluronan synthase 3
Exons: 4
Coding region: 265-2004 (579 amino acids)
Biological process (GO): extracellular matrix assembly; polysaccharide biosynthetic process; hyaluronan biosynthetic process
Cellular component (GO): plasma membrane
Molecular function (GO): hyaluronan synthase activity
Source: RefSeq, a predicted model, not a curated record